Molecule: messenger RNA, 1485 nt
Organism: Hevea brasiliensis (rubber tree)
Lineage: Eukaryota; Viridiplantae; Streptophyta; Magnoliopsida; Malpighiales; Euphorbiaceae
Product: transcription factor bHLH68
Exons: 9
Coding region: 347-1279 (310 amino acids)
Biological process (GO): regulation of transcription by RNA polymerase II
Cellular component (GO): nucleus
Molecular function (GO): DNA-binding transcription factor activity, RNA polymerase II-specific; RNA polymerase II cis-regulatory region sequence-specific DNA binding; protein dimerization activity
Source: RefSeq, a predicted model, not a curated record
CUUUUCUUGCCCCACUUUAUAAUAAAGCAAAAGCAAAGAAUAAAAAAGGCUACUAAAUGAAUGAAAGGAAGAAAGAAAGAGAAGGGAACAUAUGCAAAGGUCUCUAACCCCACAUCUCUAUAAAAAUUCUUUGAGGAAAUGGACUCAAAGUUUCUUCAACCUCAUCUGGGAAAGCAAACAGGACUUUGAAAGCUUUCGCAAAGGGCUUUGAUAGCUUGCAUAAACAAGGAAAUAUGACAAAGUGAAAGAAAGUGAAGGGAAAAAGAAAUUGUAUUUUUUAUAUGCUUCUUUUUUGAAGUCAGCUGGAAAUUGGAGUGCAGAAAUCUUGCUCAUCAGUGCAAAGCUAAUGAUGGCAGGAAACCCUAGCCGGUGGAGCUUGCAUCCACCAUCACAGCAGCCUUCUUCUUUGUUAUCUUCAUCUCUUUCUCCAUCUCUCUUCCCUUCCCAAUAUGUGCUCGGAUCUUCUUCUUCACUUCCUUUCAAUUUUUUGCCUGAUAAUCAAGAACUUCCUCAGUCAUGGAGCCAACUACUUUUGGGGGGUUUGUCAGGAGAAGAAGAAGAUAGGUUUGGUCUGAGUCACUUUCAACCCAAAAAGUUGGAAAAUUGGGAAGACCAUAUCUUAAAUAACAAUUUGUACGGUCAUGAAGAUGAAGAAUUUCAGCCGCCCAGACCUACAUGGUCACAAGUCUUGCCAGUUUCCUCCCUAAGGUCUUGUGUUACAACUAGUAAUAUACUGGACUUCUCUUAUAACAAGUCAGAUGUGAGGAAUCAACAUCCAGAUCAAUCAUCUGAGUGCAAUAGUACGGCUGCCGGUGGAAUCUGUAAGAAGCCUAGGAUUCAGCCGUCUUCAAGCCAACCACCUCUAAAGGUAAGGAAGGAGAAGUUGGGUGAUAGAAUCACAGCCCUUCACCAGCUAGUUUCCCCAUUUGGAAAGACUGACACAGCUUCUGUCUUGUUAGAAGCUAUUGGAUAUAUCAGAUUCCUUCAAGGUCAAAUUGAGGCCCUUAGCUCCCCUUACUUGGGCACUGCAUCUUCAAACAUGAGGAACCAACAGUCUGUUCAAGGAGAAAGGAAUUCUGUAUUUCCUGAAGACCCAGGCCAGCUGUUGAAUGACAUCUGCCUGAAAAGAAAAGGAGGUCCUAACCAGCAGGAUAGCAAUGACAAGCCAAAGGACUUGAGGAGUAGAGGGCUGUGCUUGAUUCCUGUAUCUUGCACCCAGCAUGUUGGAAGCGACAAUGGUGCUGACUAUUGGGCUCCGGCAAUCGGUGGGGGGUUUUGAAGCUAUCUCUGUGGCAUUUUUUUAUUUUUUUUUUGAUGAAAUGGAGCUUUUAAUUGAAUGAAAUAACAUCAUGAGCAGUCACUCUGCAGCAAUCUAAGGCUGAUUGCUCAUGAUGCUAUGCAUUCUAAAGAUUGGAAAAUGCCCAAAUGAUCGUUCCUUCCUGUACCUUCUAACUUAAUUAAUUAAGAUAAUGGUCUUGUAUGUUC